This is a messenger RNA of Podarcis muralis (Common wall lizard), 1945 nucleotides long. RefSeq names its product cyclin A1 (gene CCNA1). The record is from RefSeq and is a predicted model, not a curated record. NCBI's taxonomy places the organism in Eukaryota, Metazoa, Chordata, Lepidosauria, Squamata, Lacertidae.
GGCCCUAAGCUAUAGCUUGUUAAGCUUCUACGUAAAUCCGGCAUUGACCUCCGCAGCGCACCAAGGCAAAGGCAGGAAAACGGACGGCGAGAGAGAGAGAUCCGGCUUCCUCCUCUCGCCCGCAAGAUCUCCGGUUGCCACGGGAGCAGCCUGCCGCCUGCGGGCGGGCGAGCGCGGUGCCUGCGCCAACUGGCCGCUGCUCCCAACAGUCGCGGGCGGCUUGAAAGUAAGCAGCGCGCACGCCGAGGCGCACCCGGAGGGGCGGUGCGACGGCGGUCUCCACUGAUUGGCCGCCGCCUAUAUAGGCUCGGCAGGCGGCGCCCGGGAGCCACUUCGAGUCCUUGCCCACCAGUCCCCACCUGCGCUGCGCCGGGAAGGAGCAGGGCGCCCCCUUCAGGCACCAAGGAAGAACCGCCUGCGUCAGCCUCCGCUGCGGGUGGGGAAAGGCAGUUUAUCCUCACAACAACCCUGUGAGCAUCAGCUGCUGACCCUGAGGAAAUGCAUUGCAGCAACAAUGGUGAUGAGAAGGCACAAGAUGAGCUUUGGGGUGCCCUGCCGGCUGUUGCACAGCCUCGAACCAAUCAAAAUCUCCACCAAAGAGCUAUUCUGGGGGAGCUGACAGAAAAUGGGCAGUGUUUGAGACCCUCUGUCCAGGGAGCAAACAGGCUGAGAGGCUUCUCUGGAUCUGAAAAUGUCUGUCCUGCUUUAACUACUGGCAAGAAUAUGAUGCCAGUCUGCGUGGCGUCCAAGCAAGGUUUUGUUGUUUACAGAGAUGAAGUGGAAGGGAAAAACAGGUACAGCUGUAUGGCUGUGGAAGAAUCCAGCAUGUGUGAAGUUGAUACCUGCACCCGAAGACCCAACAUUCACCUGCUGCUGAGCUUGAGUACAGGCUCUCCGAUGCUGGUGGAUAAGUCGUUGCAGUCCCAAGAUGAGGAUCUUCAGUGUUAUAAAGAGGACGUCAUGUGUGCUGCGGAAUAUGCAGAAGAUAUUCAUCGCUACUUGAGAGAAGCUGAAGUGAAAUACAGGCCCAGAGCAUGCUACUUGAGGAAGCAGCCUGAUAUCACCUCGAGUAUGCGUGCAAUCUUGGUGGACUGGCUGGUAGAAGUCGGUGAAGAAUAUAAGCUUCGUACUGAAACGGUGUACCUUGCUGUGAACUACUUGGACCGCUUUCUCUCUUGCAUGUCUGUCCUCAGAGGAAAGCUUCAGCUUGUGGGAACGGCGGCAGUUCUCCUAGCUGCGAAAUAUGAAGAAAUCUAUCCACCAGAAGUCAAAGAAUUUGUGUAUAUAACCGAUGAUACCUACACUAAAAAACAGCUGCUCAAAAUGGAACACCUUCUCCUCAAAGUCCUUGCUUUUGACUUGACUGUUCCAACCAUCAAUCAGUUUCUCUUCCAGUAUUUGCAACUUCAUGGUGUCAGCAUCAAGACAGAGAACUUUGCAAGGUAUGUAGCAGAGCUGAGUCUCCUUGAAGCUGAUCCAUUCUUGAAGUACCUUCCCUCACAAAUGGCAGCAGCUGCUUACUGUCUUGCAAACUACACCGUGAACAGGCAUUUUUGGCCAGAUACCCUUGCGGCCUUCACUGGCUACUCACUAGGUGAGAUAGUGCCUUGCCUAAGCGACCUGCACAAAGCCUGCCUUGACGCUCCACAUCGACCACAGCAAGCGAUAAGGGAGAAAUACAAGCUGGCUAAGUACAUGCAAGUAUCCCUCCUGGAGCCCCCAGCCAUUCUACCUCUGCUAUGAACAGCAACAGACGCCAGUAAAUGCACAGAAACUGAAGCACUUGCCUCCUGAUCAAUAGAGUUGAUCUGGCCAAAUUAUUAUGUUUUUAAUAGGGCACUGCAGGUCAUGUGCCUAAUCUUGUUGCUUGAACUAUUUUUAGAGGACCUUUAGUAUAUAGCUGUACUGUAUCACAAGGACUCGGGACUGUAGUUUUACCACAAAC